AUGGAUUCACCUCCCUUCGAUGCAACCGACACAAUCGGUGCCUUGGUCAUUGGCGUAAUAGUAUCAAUAAUGCUCUACGGGAUUUCGACCACCCAGACAUACCUCUACUUUGUGCGAUUCCCAGAAGAUUCUAAUUUUCUGAGGCUAUUGGUCAUCUUUGUCUGGCUUUGUGAAACCGUUCACGCAGGCAUUAUCGGGCAUGUUCUCUACUUCUACAGCGUCACCAACUACGGCAACCCAAAGAGUCUCCUUGAGAAGGUGCCCGGAACCCUCCCCGUCUCCAUCGUCAUCACAGGCGUUAUCACAGCUCUCGUCCAAGGGUUCUUCGCCUAUCGAAUUUGGGCCUUCAGCACGAACAGGAUAUUCAAACUCAUUUCCGUCGUCAUCUGCCUGACCGAUGUUGCCUACCUCGGUGCCUCUUUCGCUGCGACGAUCCUGUCAUUCUCCGUGAAGAAUAUCCAACAAUUCCUCAGGCAAUAUGGCUGGCUCUUGUUCGGGCCUUGGAUCGUCACUUUGAUCAACGACGUCGCUAUUACGGGGAGCUUGGUUGUUUUGCUGCUGCGGAAUCGGACAAAAGGACUCGCACUAACAACAGCACUCGUGGACAAAUUGAUCAAAUGGGCUGUAGAAACUGGGCUGAUUACGAGCUUAUUUGGCGUCGUGACCAUAAUAUAUUACCAGAAACACACGGCAACAUUUAUUUGGGUUGGAUUGCAAAUCAUUAAAGCCCGCCUUUUCGCGAAUUCGCUUUUAGCAAGCUUAAAUUCCCGAACUACCUUGCGAGCGAUCGCCAGCGAACCCGACCCGACGCUGGGCACUAUACCCACCGGGACCAUGCUGAGCACGCUCCCCUCCGGCUCCAGGAACAUGUCCACCGUGGCCUUUCGCGGGGAUCCAGAAUUUGGACACGAACGAACGAGCACUCAUGACGAUGACGACGUAGUAGUACCACAAUAUAAGGGAAUAUAG
This is a messenger RNA of Mycena indigotica, 969 nucleotides long. RefSeq lists its product as uncharacterized. The record is from RefSeq and is a predicted model, not a curated record. The coding region runs from base 1 to 969 and encodes 322 amino acids. NCBI's taxonomy places the organism in Eukaryota, Fungi, Basidiomycota, Agaricomycetes, Agaricales, Mycenaceae. The transcript is spliced from 13 exons.